Messenger RNA from Symbiodinium natans, 1527 nucleotides. Lineage: Eukaryota; Dinophyceae; Suessiales; Symbiodiniaceae. The record is from the annotation of a GenBank genome assembly.
AUGGCCGAUGAGAUGAAGCCGUUGCCCAUCGGCGCGGCUAUUGGUGAUGAAGUGUCAGAGUCUUCCGCGUUGUCUCUCGCGGAUGUGAGCGCUGGGUCUCCCAACGCGGUUGCCUUCACGGAGGUCUACUUCGAGUACAUCUCCUCCAUGACCGCCCUGCAACCGGGGAUGGUCCGAGGGAUACGCGUCUUCCGUUUGCUGCAGCGUGCACCGUGGUAUUGGCUGCAUGGUAAGCUCGCCAAGCUACACGGCUUCAGCGAGCAGGUCUCCCAGAUCGAUGCGUUUUUGUCUCACAGCUGGCAUGAUGUGGGUUGGCUCAAGUAUGUCAACAUGCUCUACCUCAGCAAUGGCUCGUUUGCUUUUUGGAUGAGCACGCUCAGUUCUCUGUUGGCGAUGGCCCUCUUCCAGGUGGGCGUGCUGCCAGAAUGGCGUGGCACGCUUUGGACGUACUGGAAUUGUCAAUGGUGUACAAUUUUCGGAAUUCUGGCACAUUACUUGACCUUGCUGCUCUGCCCUCGCCAGGCUCGCGUUUUCUUGGACAUUGCAUGCAUAGAUCAGCGUAGCGAGGAUGAUAAGAUCGCAGGCCUCGUCAGCAUGGGUGCCGUCUUGAAAAGCUCGAAGAGCAUGGUGGUACUUUGGUGUCCGAGUUACGUCACACGGUUAUGGUGCAUAUUCGAGCUGAGUGCUUUCCUGCACAGCCAGAAGACCCAGGAUCUCAAGCAUCGGAGGGCAAACCUCAAAGUUUGCCCUCCGAUGCUUGGGCCCACAUUGAUGGUGACCCAUGUGAGCCUGAGCGUCACGGCCAUGAUCUACCUUUCGUUGCGAGGCUCCUUCGGAGAUUCGACCGUUUUCAUCGGGGGAGCUGUCGCGAUCCCGCUGUUUUGCCUGACCUUCUACUCCGCCAGGGCAUAUUUCCGCAGCAUCGACGUGCUUGAGGGUGAAGUGCGCAACUUGUCCAUUGAGAAGUGUGCCAGCCAUUGCUGCCGAGAGGGCCGCCCCCAUGGGGGGAUUUGCGACCGGGAGGUCAUCCUCCGAUGCAUCGAUGCCUGGUUUGGGUCGGUCUCGAACUUCGACCAGUAUGCGCAGGAGAAGCUUCAGAUGGCUUUGGUGGAUCAACUCGCAGAUGCCGUCUUCUCGUACCCCCGCAUCAUCAUGGCCAGCGCGCCCGUGCUGUGGCUGGCGCUUGACCGGGCGGCCGCCGAAGCGCAGCACUCACUGCAUGAUGCAGCUGCUGCCCUGGUCCGUUUUGUCUCCUGGUGGGUGGCCGUUCUACCCUGCAUCGCCAACGUGAUUCUGCGAUUGAGCUACAAGCUGCGAGCGCACUGCGGGAGCUUUGCGUUGGAGGUCCUGUCCUCCUUGGGAGUGGUGGGGCUGGCUGGCUGCCUGGCCAGUGCUUUCCUUGUGCUUGAGAGGCGCGUCGUCUGGGAGCUGUUGCCCAGCCAGCUUCUCGCAAGCUUGCUUUUUCUGGGCUUGACGGGCGCCGUCAAUCUCUGCUUGUGGUGCUGCCUGCCGCGGUUUCGGGUUUAG